Molecule: messenger RNA, 957 nt
Organism: Doryrhamphus excisus (bluestripe pipefish)
Lineage: Eukaryota; Metazoa; Chordata; Actinopteri; Syngnathiformes; Syngnathidae
Source: RefSeq, a predicted model, not a curated record
UUGGACUCACCCCGGCGGGUCCAAAACUCCACCACAGUGUUUUUCACAUCAGCAGAGGCAGAAGCAGAAGCAGGGUGUGUUCUGGCUUUCAUUUGCUGAGCGCUUAGCUGCUUGGAGUCACAAGUGCUGAGAAGCGGACAACAGAAACAGAUCAUGGAGCAAAAGGUGAGCAUGGUGCUGGUGUUACUUGCUGUUGCCACGGUAACCGUGACGGCUCAGAGGCGACGCACCCAAACGGCGGCGGCGGCGGCGGCAAACACGGACGAGUGGAACUACAGGGAUGGCUCCGACAGGGUGAACAUGAGAGGCGUGGCCAACCUGACUCAAAUCCUGGACAACUGGAGGUUUGACAUCCUGAACCAGAUGAAAGGACUCCUGCAGAACGACCACCAGUCCCUGCUGCCCGACUACGCCAGGAUCCAGCCGCUGUCCGAGGCUUUGGACGACCUCUACAAGGAGUUCAACGCCCUCAAGGCUCAUCUGGGAGACCUGACCGAGAAGUUUACCGCCAUGGAGACCUUCAUGGAUGAGGUGAAGGCCAGCAGGGCCGCCGGAGCCAACCAAGCCCCGGUCCUGGCUCCGGCGCCCAGACCGGCGGGAAGGAGGGUGGUGAGGAAGAAGACCACCGCCGCCGCGACCAGCUCCUAAGCUCACGUGCUACAUCGUACUUCCUCUGUGGGUCGUGUCCUGAUAAGUCAGGAGAGGGUAAAUCUAUCGAGUAAAAAGCAAGGAGGGCGUCUACUCCAGCUCAUCCCUUCUGGAAAACGUUUUAUCACAGCAAAAAGUCGACACACUUUGAGGGAUUUGAUUUGUUCCCGUUUGCUGUUGAGCUCAGCUGAACAUGCUGAAGCUCGUCCAAGUCGGAUUGUUUGGACGAGCUUGCUUCCGCUCUGCAUUUGUUUCCUGCUGCGCCGCACACACGCUCCAAUUAACCAAUAAAGUCACUUUCUGCAUCAA